Rosa rugosa (rugosa rose) is the source of this 954-nucleotide messenger RNA. Its product is annotated as ferritin-like catalase Nec2. The coding region runs from base 1 to 954 and encodes 317 amino acids. The record is from RefSeq and is a predicted model, not a curated record. The transcript is spliced from 3 exons. NCBI's taxonomy places the organism in Eukaryota, Viridiplantae, Streptophyta, Magnoliopsida, Rosales, Rosaceae.
AUGGCUCGUUCAAUCUCUCAUUUUGUCAGUACUGCCUUCCUUGUUCUUGUUGCUUUGGAUCUCUGCCUUGUUCAUGAGGUCAUAAGUCAGAGUCCCAACUGUUUGCCCCUCCCGAACGUGAAUGAUACUGACCGCCUUCAGUUUGCUUUGAACUUGGAAUUCUUGGAGGCUGAGUUUUUCCUGUUUGGUGCUCUUGGAAGAGGGCUCGACAGUAUCAGUCCAAAUUUGGCCGGAGGUGGUCCGCCUCCUUCUGGUGCCCAGAAGGCGUUGCUCAACCCUGUUGUUGCUCGAAUCAUCGAGGAAUUCGGUUAUCAACAAGUUGGUCAUAUCAGAGCAAUUAUUGAUGCAGUAGGAGGGAUUCCGAGGCCUCUGUUAAACAUCAGCCGCGAAAAUUUUGCGAGAGGUUUUAACGGCAUCGUGGGUUUCAACCUGAUCCCUCCUUUUAAUCCAUAUGCAAACACAGUCAAAUUUCUUUUAGCAGCCUAUUCAAUCCCUUAUAUUGGAAUAGGAGGCUAUGUUGGUAGAAUCCGUAACCUUACCACUGUUGCUGAUCGCGCGCUGGCUGCUUCACUUUUGGGCGUUGUGGCUGGACAAGAUGCGGUAAUACGAACAUUACUGUAUACAAGAGCCAAUCAAUUUGUACCUCCGUAUCCGCUCACAGUGGCCGAGUUCACAAAUCGUAUUUCAGCGCGUCGGAACUUCUUCGGCGGGUGUGGCAACAAAGACGAAGGUAUCCUGUUACCAAACAACACGCUCGGGGCUGAGAACCGGACGACAAGUAACAUCCUAUCGGCGGAUUUCAAUUCGGGGUCGUAUACCAGAACACCAGCUGAGAUCUUGAGGAUUGUGUAUGGAGGCAAUGAAUCUGUGGCCGGCGGAUUUUUCCCUCAAGGUGCUAAUGGAAACAUUGCAAUGCGCUACCUCAACAAUGGUACCGCCAGCUCAAUAGUUUAG